Molecule: messenger RNA, 1290 nt
Organism: Penicillium macrosclerotiorum
Lineage: Eukaryota; Fungi; Ascomycota; Eurotiomycetes; Eurotiales; Aspergillaceae
Product: putative cysteine synthase
Exons: 5
Coding region: 1-1290 (429 amino acids)
Cellular component (GO): cytoplasm
Molecular function (GO): cysteine synthase activity
Source: RefSeq, a predicted model, not a curated record
AUGUCUGACCACUCACAGGUCUAUAUUGGUACAGCUUUUAUUGCCGGAGUGUGUCUAGCUCUUGUGUGUCGAGAGGUGCUAUAUCCGCAGCGCCAGCGCGAAAACUCAGCGCCCUCAACCGCGCAAGCAGAUGGACUCGUUGCGCGGUCAGGCCCGCCGGCGAUAGUUGAAGGAAUCCAAGGAUGCAUAGGAAAUACACCACUUUUUCGGAUCAAGUCACUUUCAGAAGAAACAGGAUGUGAAAUCCUGGCCAAGGCCGAGUUCUUAAAUGGCGCCGGGCAGAGCUCGAAGGAUCGAGUAGCCCUGAGUAUGAUUGAGAUUGCCGAAGAACACGGAAUCCUGACGCCGUACAGCGGUGAUACGAUCUAUGAAGGCACAUCAGGAUCGACCGGCAUUUCGCUUGCGAGCCUUGCCCGAGCAAAGGGAUAUCUUGCCCAUAUCUGCAUGCCUUCGGACCAGGCUAUUGAAAAAUCCAAUUUACUUCUCAAGCUCGGGGCAAUUGUCGACCGCGUGCCCCCAGCACCAAUUGUUGAGAAGGAUAACUUCGUUAAUCGUGCCCGAUCACUUGCACAUGCGCACACAGCCUCCACAUCAGUCUCCUUCAUGGCCGACGAGGGAGGCCAUCUAGAAACCCACGAGCGCAAGGUCCGGGGCCGCGGCUUUUUUGCGGACCAAUUCGAGAACGAGGCAAACUGGCGCGCUCAUUACGAUGGGACUGGUCCGGAGUUGUAUGCGCAGUGCGAUGGGAAUAUUGACGCGUUUGUUGCCGGUGCUGGCACCGGUGGUACCAUCUCUGGUGUGGCACGGUAUCUGAAGCCACUACUUCCUAAUAUCAAGGUUGUCCUGGCUGAUCCGCAGGGAAGCGGGCUAUAUAAUCGUGUUGUCUAUGGCGUUAUGUUCGAUGUCAAAGAGCGCGAGGGCACGCGGCGACGACGUCAGAUCGAUACUAUUGUGGAAGGCAUCGGCAUUAAUCGCGUGACGGCGAAUUUCGAGGCUGGGAAAGAGCUGGUUGACGAUGCAGUGCGUGUGACAGACGCACAGGCGCUAGCCAUGGCUCGAUGGCUUGUUGAAAAGGAUGGUAUUUUCAUUGGCAGUAGCAGCGCGGUCAACUGUUUCGCUGCGGUUAAGACGGCGCAGAAGCUUGGCCCUGGGCAUAGAAUUGUGACGAUGCUAUCUGAUUCUGGCUCGCGACACUUGUCUCGAUUCUGGGCCAAGGCUGGUGAUGUCGGUGGGGCCGUUGAUACAAAGUUGGAAGAUGUGCUUAAUGCCCGGGAUGAGGAUUUUCAGUAG